Molecule: messenger RNA, 1365 nt
Organism: Paramacrobiotus metropolitanus
Lineage: Eukaryota; Metazoa; Tardigrada; Eutardigrada; Parachela; Macrobiotidae
Exons: 5
Coding region: 1-1365 (454 amino acids)
Source: RefSeq, a predicted model, not a curated record
AUGGUGUUAGCCGACACCGAUAAAUGUGCAUAUGUGGACACCUUUGUCAUCCGUUUUAAUUCCCGCACUGUCGAGGUCUAUCAAGGAAAAAAGAAGGCCAGACUGUUUGCCAUUAUAAGACAACAUUUGCCAUUAGAUGUCUACUACACCUUCGUACUAAUGUGUGCACAUUCUUGGAUCAGCAUGUUUUACGGAGUCCUGAUCAGGCACUUCAAAGGUUUGCCAAGCUUGAUCGUAGUCGGACUCCCAGACACGUGGAAAACGCUCCUUCUGAAUCUGAGCGUGUCAAUUUUCGGGACAAAUAUGGAAGACAUUUGCAAUUUAGGAGAAAUAACUGAUUCCGCAGGCCUUGAUCGCUGGACAAAAUUGCACGUUCCUUUAAUAAUCCACGAUAAUCCAUUUCCUAAGCUAAUGCCACGUAUAUUUGGAUGCGUGUACGAAAGAAAACUAUAUCUAAACUAUCGCAACAAAAACAGCGGUGGUGUGCAUCCUACUUCGUCUUGUGCGCUUACCAUGAAUUCCGAUGGCCUGGAUGAUAUCGCUGCCGCAACUAAAGACAAAAUGCGGACAUUGAGUCGGGUAGCUAUUUUGACCAUGGAUAACGAGAUAACCGACAUCGAUAACACUGUUUUCACACUUCUGGAGCAAGCGCAGCAACGUGCAUCCAAAGAUGUUCGGAAACUGCUUCAUUUUGGCGAAGAAGGAUGCCGUGAACUGACUAAUGCGGUUAAUGACAAAUACGAAAUCAUCAAACCAAAACUAUUAUCAGCGGGGAUGGUUAGCUGCACUCACCGAAUUGCAACCUUAUACUCUAUACUGUCGUCUGUUGGGGAUAUGAUUGCCCGUAAAGUUGCUUGCGAGUACGACCAAGAAGAAGCUCUCCAGUGCCUGCUACGGCAUAUUUCAAAAGCCGCGCCAUAUCAAACUUUACCGCGCAAUGGUUUGACCGCGCGUACAACGCUAUCUUUACUUCCCGACCGAAGCAACUGCUUGGCCAAAGAAAGUUUUGCUCAACUGAUAGAAGCACUACGCAAGACAACUCAUGCCGAAAAGAUGAAUACGUUUUUUAAGAACGUUCUCUCGGUGAAGUUUGAAGAUAUUGCGGAAGACGUGCUUUGUUUGGCUGUUCGGAAGGACUUGUUCCUUGAUGCAACAAAAGAGGACCCGUUGCAACAAAAUCGCUGGUGCAUUGGCCAGAUUGCUUGGGCAGACAAGCAGCACCAAGUGAAUCUGAAGGGUGUGCGGAGGCGUUGCUUAAUUUUGCCACGCGAGCACUUUACUUCAGAGCAACUUGCAAAGAUUGAUGGUAUCGUCGGUGCUUUGCAAGUUUCUAGACGAAGCGCCCGAGGUGAGCUUGGCCGGUAA